Messenger RNA from Uloborus diversus, 2020 nucleotides. RefSeq names its product anamorsin homolog. The coding region runs from base 130 to 1044 and encodes 304 amino acids. The record is from RefSeq and is a predicted model, not a curated record. Gene Ontology annotation, molecular function: iron-sulfur cluster binding. Gene Ontology annotation, cellular component: cytoplasm. Lineage: Eukaryota; Metazoa; Arthropoda; Arachnida; Araneae; Uloboridae. The transcript is spliced from 8 exons. Gene Ontology annotation, biological process: iron-sulfur cluster assembly.
UCUUUAUUUCAAGGAUCAUUGUUGAAAGUGGUGGUUUUAGUUAACUGUCCACUUGAUUUUUUUAACAGCCCCAGUUUUCAGACAAAUUUCCCGCGCCCCGGCCGAAUUACUUCAUGUCCCGGAAAAAGUAUGAGUUCUAUACCUACAUCUGGCCAAAAGAUAUUGCUGUUAUGGGGAACGUUUGUCAAACAAGGCCAUUUGAUGGAAGUUGUUGAAGAGCUUCAAAAAGCAGUUGGAGACAAAGGACUGGUGGCUGUUGAAAAUUUGGAACGUUUAGUUGUGUCUGAUCAUGCUAGUUCUUCAUUUGACGUGAUUUAUUGUGGAACUUUAACACCAACCCAAACAUUUCAUCCUGCUGAAAUAUUUGCUGAAAUUGCUCGUGUUUUGAAGCCAGGAGGAACAGUUGUGAUUAGAGAAUCAGUAUCAACACAAGAUAAUGUACCAAACCUUCGAACAGCCUCUAAGCUUGCAUCUGCUUUGAAAUUCUCGGGAUUCAUCAACAUUAGCCAGCCUGAAAUAAAACCCGUUAGCAAAUCUAAUGUUGAAGAAUAUGACACAAAUUUUACUCAUAAAGAAAGUGAAGUUUCAUUGAUAGAAGUAAGAGCUACAAAGCCAAAUUUUGAAGUAGGAUCUUCUAUGCCUUUAUCAUUUGCCAAAAGAGAUUCUGCUAAAACUGAUCCAAAUACUGCAAAAAUUUGGAUGCUAUCUGCUGAUGAUACACUUGACGAAAAUGUAGAAUUAAUUGAUGAAGAUGAGCUACUUGAUGAAAAUGAUCUGAAAAAACCUGAUCCUAGUUCUUUGAAAGUCUGUGCAACUACCAAACAAAGAAAGGCUUGUAAAAAUUGCACCUGUGGGUUAGCCGAAGAAUUAGAACAAGAAGAAUCUGAAAGAAUUGAAAAAAAUCGAUCAGCAACAUCUUCUUGUGGCAAUUGUUACCUUGGAGAUGCAUUUCGUUGUGCCAGUUGUCCUUACUUGGGCAUGCCAGCUUUCAAACCAGGGGAGAAAAUAGUUCUGAAUGACAACCAACUGAAGGCAGAUGUGUAGCCACAUUGCCUUGGAAACAAGAUAUUUUAUCAUUCUGAAGACUUAACUGAUGGAAAGGAGGAGAAAACUUCCUCAAUAAUGCUCAGGCUGAUAAGAGUGAUGCUGCUUACAUAUCAACUGUUAUAAAAGAAAUAUAUUAGUUGUAUAUUUGGUAUUUUAAGUCGUAGGCAUAUUUAUUUUGUUGACAAAUGGAUUUAUAUUUUAUUCAAAAACAACUAAUGAAGCAGAAUAGAAUAUUUUAUUGGUAUGUUUUGCUAAAGUGAAUUGUAAUUUAGUAAGGUUGUAACAUUAAACAUUUCCUAUUUUCUGAAAAAUUAAUAAAAUAUUUAAUUUGUGUUCUGUUGGCAUAAAGUAUCGAAUUUUUUGUUUCCCCUUGUAAAUAAGUUUUCUAUCGACUACAAUGAUCUUCUUUUUUUAUGAUUUAUGUUCCUUAAGUGCAAUAGUCUUGUGUAAUUGCAACACAACCGAAAGGAGUGUACCAUUACAAUUACAUAAUUGUAGGCGUUUACCUGUAGCUCUUAAAUAGAAUUUACUGUAAAUAGAUAUCUAAGGAAAACUACCAUUUUAUAAUAAUGGUUCAUUUUUAAAUAUUUGUUCUUGAAAGUGCGCUAUGGUUUUUAAAAAUAUUACAUUCAAGUGUAAACAAGUUUUCUAAAGUUUAUUUAUGUGUCUUCAAUGUUUUUAAAAUUCCAGGAAAUAUUUUUUCCACUCAAAACUGAAGUAUUAUUUUGCAUAAGCAAUGAAAGCCUCAUUUUUGUAAUAAAAUGAGUUCAAGUAAGUUAUUUGAAUAAUGUAAAAGUUCACUUUUGCACUGUUUUAAGUUUUAUGAUUUUUAAAAUAUAUUUAAAACAUUAACUGCAAAAAUGUAGUUUAACUCAUUUUAAGAACAAUAAAUUGUAAGGACAUUAUCUGACUUGCUGUUGAACAAUAAAUUGUCUAUAAUUUAAACUCCUUACUUAUUACUUCUUUUUAAUCU